AAAUCUCCAUCGACGGCCAAGAUUCGCUCCCCUUGGUAAAGGUUGUCGAGUAUCUCGAAUCUUCCAUGUCCACCGAUCUCCUCGGCAAGUUCCCGGACAACUCUGCUUUCGAUUUCAACUACGCACAGAGCUCCAUUUGGUCCCCUCUGCUCCCCCGGCCGCCGCCAGCCGCCGCCGCCAGACUCGACCUUUCCCGUCGGCUGUCGUACGGCGAAACCGGCGGCUUUAUGGAAAAUACGAAGAAAAUGGCUGCGAAAAUAAAGAGGAAAUUUGCCGAUACCGUACUUGGAAAUGUCAGGGGAUGCAGUAAGAUGAAGAGGAGAAAGAGGAAGUCUUUCGGGCUUUCUCAUGCAGGCUCGGGCCGCCGGCUGUCUUCGUCUUCCCCAAGUCCAAAGGCAUGGGCUAAAGUGAUGAAAGCAGCUGUGAAGAAAUUCAAGAAGAGAAAGAACAAGAAUGUACACUUGACAUCUUGAGACUUAAUGAUUUACAUGAUAUGUAAUGUAUUUCUCUAUUUUUUUGGUUGCAAAGUCAUUUUGAUAUCACUAAUAAGUGAUUAAAAAUCAAAUAGUUGGUGCUACUAAUUUUUUGUAAGGUAAAAAAUUAUGCAAAAUUAUUCGGAAAAUCAUACUGGUGUAUGAUGCGGUUAAGGUGAAUCAGACGUUGUAAAUUACAAUUUACUUUUUUCUAAAAUAAAACAACAUUAAGUUUAUGCGAAAAUAGG
Messenger RNA from Striga asiatica, 721 nucleotides. The record is from the annotation of a GenBank genome assembly. NCBI's taxonomy places the organism in Eukaryota, Viridiplantae, Streptophyta, Magnoliopsida, Lamiales, Orobanchaceae.